AUGUGUUGUUUGUCGGCCUGGCGAAUCAAGGUGCUAGAGAUUACAGGGUACGGAGGAAGUUUUAGAGAGCUGAAACAAAUGAGACAUUUCUUGGGAAAACUACAAUGUCUUGAAACUGUGAGAAUUGGUGUACAAAAGGAUAGCAACAAGUACUUGCGAGCCAAUCUAACGACUCUUCCUAGAGCUUCACCAAAGUGCAACAUCCAAUUCAUUUAA
This is a messenger RNA of Camelina sativa (false flax), 216 nucleotides long. NCBI's taxonomy places the organism in Eukaryota, Viridiplantae, Streptophyta, Magnoliopsida, Brassicales, Brassicaceae. The record is from RefSeq and is a predicted model, not a curated record.